Messenger RNA from Tuber aestivum (summer truffle), 1085 nucleotides. The record is from the annotation of a GenBank genome assembly. NCBI's taxonomy places the organism in Eukaryota, Fungi, Ascomycota, Pezizomycetes, Pezizales, Tuberaceae.
CAUGUCGAUAAGGCCAUGAUCGUCUGAUACGUCUCAACUCUCCUGCCCUCCCUCUCCCAUCCUUCAGAAAUGAUAGUCAGCACCGGUGGACCACCGCCCAAUGGGCGAGCUCCCGGAGUAAAGUGGCAUAAGGUAAAACACGAAAAGCGUUAUUUUCAUUCCCUCCUCCCAUCGACCCCACCCAAAACCGCUCUCCAAAAAAACUACUCGUACAGGUAAAGUAAUCGCCACACAAAUUAUGUGGCAAAAAGCCCCGAGAUCGACAUAGCAUACCAGCACGGUACUCGUACAGUAUUCGAGUGCCCGCAGACGGUGGAAGAGAGACAAAAAAUGAAAAUGGGAAUAAAGAUUAGAAGAAGUCGCAUGGGACUCGUACUGUACCGGUGAUACACUUUUUUCUUCUUCUUCUUAUCUUGCCAUUUUCUAUUUCCGGCGAAUCGCACCCUGCGGAUAACAUGAAUGGGGUACCGGUAGAUGCUCUUACUCGUACGGCGGAUAUAAUAUCAACGAGGUAGGGGGAUGCUGGCAAGCGGGGCAGGGCUUAAUGGUUUAUUGCCGCUGUCGUGCAGUGAGACGCAAUUCCGAGCUCUCUCCGAAAUGAGGAGUACCGUACCCGUACGGUAGGGAGGGGCGACGAUCAAUCGACGCAAGUGGGGAAAUUUGGCGAAAGCAUGAGAUUUUGGGGAAAUUGCGAUGAGAUGGGGAUGGAAUACUCGUCGGAGGAUGGAUGGGUGGAGGGAAGUUCGAAUCGCGACAUCCUUUACGGUACUGUACUGUAACUGUGGGAUACAUACUGUACGAUAUGGUGGAGGUGACUGCUAAUCCCGAAUGUGAUGAGUUACCGUGCUCACAGUACGGUACAGUGCAAAUUAUAUUCAACAUGAGCAUACCUGGGCUCAACUCGGGCUUGAAGAGAAAGGAGAUUUCGGGUGGAUCGUGUGUCGCACAUGUGUUUGUAUUUAGUGCUCCGUUACGGUAUUCCUCUACCGGUAGACUACAUAGUACGGUAGUCUACCAUCUGAUUAACUCUCGAGGAUCAAGUCCGGGUUAUGAUAUUAGGUUACGAUACUACCGGGAUACACCCU